AUGUCACAUACCUUGAAAUGGGGGCUUUUGAUCUCCAUAGCGCUUUGGUGGAAACUCAUCGGCGCCGAUAAAUCCUUCAUCUACUCCCAGGUAGGGGAGUGGAGAGCCACCUCGGUUGGGGUGGAGGCCAACAAGAGCCACUUUGUAUAUCCCCGAGCUGAUCCUGAAUGCGGUGCAAGCACUUGGGAUGAUCCAGAUACUCCUUCAUACCGUGCUUUAUGUGGUCCAGCCUCAGAAGGUUGCUCCGGUAGCUUGAAUAGACGCAGCUACGGGCUUCGGCUCACCGAAGUCCCAGGUGAUAGCAACGCAUCUCAUCAGCUUGUGGAAAGGACAAGCCUCCACCCGCGAGCCUUUACGGACCUGACCCUUGCCGAUAUCCGAGAUUACGUUCCAAAACAAGCAGACCUACUUAAGAAAGCUUGAAAUCCGUAUUUCGGGAAGCCUCUGCCGAUAAUCAAAUAUCGAGGCGGUAUCGAGACCUUUGAGUCGAUGGCCCAGCAGCGAAGAUUUCAGGAUGGUGGUGCCUUUCAAAUCGCCACCACGGGUCUUAUGGGGUGUACUGUCGUAACAGUGGUGUCUAGAACAGGGGUCUACAUGGUAUGCAACAUCACACAUUAGAAGACUUCCCCUUUCGAUGUCAAGUGUCCAACCCAGCUCAAGACCCGUAUGAGAAGCUUGCUCGAGCAGCACCAAUUAGG
Molecule: messenger RNA, 698 nt
Organism: Aspergillus brunneoviolaceus CBS 621.78
Lineage: Eukaryota; Fungi; Ascomycota; Eurotiomycetes; Eurotiales; Aspergillaceae
Exons: 2
Coding region: 1-423 (140 amino acids)
Source: RefSeq, a predicted model, not a curated record